GUAGUCCUGUGUCUGAUGUCCUCUUCCCCUCCUUCCCCGCUUGCUCACGCUGGCCCCCAGGUCGUAAUAUUUUUCAAGACUAUGCAAGCGGCGCGAUGCCCGACAGACGAGCUGUCGUUGACCAACUGUGCCGUGGUGAGCGAGAAGGACCUGCAGUCUGGACAACACGUGACUGUCAAGACCACGCCCGCCCACAAGUUUGUCUUCACCGUCAAGAGUCACCACAGCGUGGUGCCAGGAACCAUCGCGUUCAGCCUGCCGCAGAGGAAGUGGGCCGGCCUCUCCAUUGGGCAGGAAGUGGAAGUGGCCAAUUACAACUUUGAUAAGUCCAAGCAGUGCGUGGGCGCCAUUACCGUGGAGAUCGACUUCCUGCAGAAGAAGAGCACGGACAGCAGCCCCUACGACUCGGACAAAAUGGCCAGCGAGUUCAUCCAGCAGUUUAACAACCAGGGCUUCUCCGUGGGCCAGCAGCUGGUCUUCAGUUUCUGCGACAAGCUCUUUGGCCUGAUGAUAAAGGACGUCGAGGCCAUGGACCCAAGCAUCCUGAAGGGGGAGCCAGCGUCCGGCAAGAAGCAGAAGAUUGAGGUUGGUCUGCUGGUGGGAAACAGUCAGGUGAUUUUUGAGAAAGCAGAAAGCUCUUCUCUUACCCUGGUCGGAAAGGCCAAGGCCAGGGAGUCCCGGCAGACCAUCAUCAACCCCGACUGGAACUUUGAGCGCAUGGGCAUCGGCGGCCUGGACAAGGAGUUCUCCGACAUCUUCCGCCGAGCCUUCGCUUCCCGCGUCUUCCCCCCGGACAUCGUGGAGCAGAUGGGCUGUAAGCACGUGAAGGGCAUCCUGCUCUUCGGCCCCCCAGGCUGUGGUAAGACCCUCAUGGCCCGUCAGAUCGGAAAGAUGCUCAACGCCCGCGAGCCCAAGAUCGUCAACGGGCCCGAGAUCCUCAACAAGUACGUGGGCGAGUCCGAGGCCAACAUCCGCAAGCUCUUCGCCGACGCCGAAGAAGAGCAGAAGCGGCUGGGGGCCAACAGCGGCCUGCACAUCAUCAUCUUCGACGAGCUGGACGCCAUCUGCAAGCAGCGGGGGAGCGCGGCCGGCAGCACCGGCGUCCACGACACUGUGGUCAACCAGCUGCUCUCCAAGAUCGACGGCGUGGAGCAGCUCAACAACAUCCUGGUCAUCGGAAUGACCAACAGGCCUGACCUGAUCGAUGAUGCUCUGAUGAGGCCUGGCCGGUUCGAGGUGAAGAUGGAGAUCGGGCUUCCGGAUGAGAAGGGCCGCUUGCAGAUCUUGAUCAUCCACACGGCCAAGAUGCGGGAGUUCAACCUGCUGUCAGGCGACGUGGACCUGCCCGAGCUGGCCACCGAGACCAAGAACUACAGCGGCGCGGAGCUGGAGGGGCUGGUCAGGGCCGCCCAGUCCACCGCCAUGAACCGCCACAUCAAGGCGAGCACCACGGUGGAGGUGGAUAUGGAGAAGGCCGAGAAGCUGCAGGUCCAUCGAGCGGACUUCAUGGGCUCCCUCAACAACGACAUCAAGCCUGCCUUUGGAACGAACCAGGAGGACUACGCCAGCUACAUCAUGAACGGAAUCAUCAAGUGGGCGCGUGACCGGUGUGGACACGCGAUGGUAGCGCAGACGGACGGCGCUAUGUCACGCAUGUGCGGGCGUCUGUCCACCUCAGGUCCCCCCCACAGCGGCAAGACUGCCCUGGCCGCCAAGAUCUCGGAGGACUCCGAGUUCCCCUUCAUCAAGAUCUGUUCUCCGGACAAGAUGAUCGGCUUCUCAGAAAUCUCCAAGUGCCAGGCCAUCAAAAAGGUGUUUGACGAUGCUUACAAGUCCCAGCUGAGCUGCGUGGUGGUGGAUGACAUCGAGCGUCUGCUGGAUUACGUCCCAAUCGGGCCUCGCUUCUCCAACCUGGUGCUGCAGGCCCUGCUGGUGCUGCUGAAGAAGGCCCCGCCUCGCGGCCGCAAGCUUCUGAUCAUCGGCACCACCAGCCGUAAGGACGUCCUCCAGGAGAUGGAGAUGCUGGACGCCUUCAGCACCACCAUCCACAUCCCCAACAUCUCCAGCGGGGAGCACCUGGUGGAGGCCCUGGAGCUGCUGGGAAACUUCACAGACAAGGAGCGAGCCACCAUCGCCCAGCAGGUGAAGGGCAAGCGCGUGUGGAUCGGAAUCAAGAAGCUGCUGAUGCUCAUCGAGAUGUCCCUGCAGAUGGACCAGGAGUACAGAGUCAGCAAGUUCCUGUCGCUGCUCAAGGAGGAGGGCGCGUUGGACGAGGCCAAUCACAUCCGAAUUUAGGCCCCCUCCCCCACCCACCCCCCGAUGUAGUGGCUAACAGACGCUGUCACUUAUGAGACCGCAGCUUCUUCGAAUAGAGUCACCGGACCAGCGCCCGUCCCGCCAGGAGAGCCAACCCGGAGGGAAACCAGGGGUUCGGACAAAAAAAAAAAGAAAAAAACGUUCCCUCCUUCCCAAACACGGAGAAACAGACCUCUCCUCUUCUGCACUAUUAGUCCUAGUCCUCUCUGCAUGUUUUCAAUGGUAACCAUAGCAACCCCGACUCCACCGUCAUAUCAAAAGAUGCGUACACACGCUGGUUAAUCACGGAGUGCCCGUCUGGAGUGCUGAUGCAGUGUGUCCCGUGUGUAAAUGCAGUCUCGAUGGUGUGUGCUGUGCAUUGUGCUUUGCCUGCCUAGCCGUGUCAUUCACUUUCUAUAUAGGUUAUGCUUUUAAACAGUCUUUACGUAUAGGCCCAUAGAUGUGCUCUUUGUGUACGUAUAGUGGAUAUAUGAGAAGUGCUGUACGUAGCGUGUAUAUGCGUUCCCGUCAUGCGUAUUUAUUUAUAUAUUUUUGUAUAUAAUAUAUAUAUAUUAUUUCAAAAAAUUAUAUAUAAAAUGCUUAGGAUGGAUAAUUAUAUUAAGUGCUGUCUCCUAAAUUCUUUCUCAGUUUACUGUGUCUGUGUUUUGUGCGUGCGUCGGUGUGUGAGAGAGAGAUAAACAAUACUUGUGUCCUUGUAAAUAGAGCUGAUGUACGUUGUGGUCUUGCAGGAGCACCAAGCAGUUUACCUCCUUUAAAAGGAAUAAGUCAUACAAGAAUAGCUGUUGUGUCCUUGAAAUCUCUUCUGUGACAUUUUGCGUUUCCAGUGCAGAAUAACUGUGUGUGUGUGUGUGUGUGUGUGUGUGUGCAAGAGAGAGGGAAUACGGCUUGGGCAUAUGUGAAUGUCAGUGUACUUGUGUGGUUUUGCUAGUAUUGUUGCGUUAGAUGGAAGUGUUAAUGCAGUGGCUGGCACAAAAGUAACAUUGCUUGGCAUGAUGGUAGUAAUGAGUGCUCGUCGUUGUCCACGUGUCCUAGACAGUAUUACUGUAGUCUGUGCGCUUCCUGUUGGCGUGGGUGAGGUAGGAGUCCACAGCAGGGUCCUUCCUGUCACAUGAUCCCCUCCCACAGGAAGAGAUGAGGUAAAUUGUUGACCAUUACUCCACGAAAGCAGAUCAGAGUGAUGAGAAUGCAUUCCUUUAAUAAAAAAUCCAAAGCACUUAACACUACAUGAGGGGUGUGGUCCCCUCUCUUUCGCUUUGAGGUCGAACCCGUGUCCGUCCACUAAACGAGCAGCUGUUGACAGCACGCCCUCUGAAAAGUAGGGUGAGCGUCAGCAUUUGAUUAUUUGUGUACUUUCUGCAUUUAUUUAUUUAGAUGUUUUAAUCGAUUUUAAUCGUUAGCGUACGACGUGGGUCCGCUUACAUGUAAAAUCCGAAGGCGUUUUCUGAUGGCGGCGUGGCCUAGCUCGUCCGCGCGCGACUCCGUCCCAUGUGAGUUGGCACUACGCCCCCGCCCCCCCGCUCCCCCUAACCCCCCGCUCCCCUUUUCUCCCAGAGGCCAUAGAAAAGGGGGAAGAGCAGAGAAUGGGGCACCCCCCCCCCUUGGAGGGUGGCACAGAACCCUCUCUCCUUCUCUCUUCUCCCUCCUGCUGUGAGAUGGUGUGAUCCGUGUGAAUGCCACUGUUGUGUACCCCGCACCAGUCCACCACCCCCCACCCGCAACCCACCAACCCCCCCCCCGCCCCCCCCGUCCCCACCCCUCCACCCCUCCAAAAACGCUGUGCAGAAUCCGGAUUAAUGGUCAGGUAUCCUGUUUAGUCUGGUAAUUUUGGGGGAAAGAGUGUGCUCUGCCUCUCCCCCUUCACUGUGCGUGUGGGUAAUCUCAGUCAAAACCGUAGUCGUUCGUGCUCAUUGCCGUUUACACACACUGAACGCCCUGCAAUGUGCUUUCAUGUGUUUUUCUUCCCUCUGCCGAAAAGUAUCAAAAGUAAAAGCCAGUCUCAACCUGAUGUAAUAUUUUAUUUAUUUAUUUACUUAUUUAUUUAUUUAUUUCUUUCUUUCUGUAUUUUUUCAUGUGAACAUGUGCUUGUUGUUCAAGGCUCUUUGUUAUGACUAUUCAAGAUGUAUGGCAAGAUGCAGAUGAAUUAUUGCAAUAAAAGCACAGAUACACCCGUGAAA
This is a messenger RNA of Anguilla rostrata (American eel), 4490 nucleotides long. RefSeq names its product vesicle-fusing ATPase-like. The coding region runs from base 16 to 2295 and encodes 759 amino acids. Lineage: Eukaryota; Metazoa; Chordata; Actinopteri; Anguilliformes; Anguillidae. Gene Ontology annotation, cellular component: Golgi stack. Gene Ontology annotation, molecular function: ATP hydrolysis activity; ATP binding. The record is from RefSeq and is a predicted model, not a curated record. The transcript is spliced from 22 exons. Gene Ontology annotation, biological process: SNARE complex disassembly; intra-Golgi vesicle-mediated transport; Golgi to plasma membrane protein transport.